Callorhinchus milii (elephant shark) is the source of this 1453-nucleotide messenger RNA. Its product is annotated as polyamine-modulated factor 1-binding protein 1-like. NCBI's taxonomy places the organism in Eukaryota, Metazoa, Chordata, Chondrichthyes, Chimaeriformes, Callorhinchidae. The transcript has 7 exons. The coding region runs from base 317 to 1021 and encodes 234 amino acids. The record is from RefSeq and is a predicted model, not a curated record.
GGCCGUCCUCGACACCACCAACAACCUGAGCCGAGUGUUGGAGGAUUUACACCACGUUCAGGAAACCCGGUUGCACCUGCGGCAUUCUCAGGAGCAGAGUGAGGAGUCGGGGCGGGCUGUGGGCGCUCUGGGUGCCCUGACAGAGAAGACGAGACGGGAGCUGGUUGCACACCUGGAGCAGCUGCAGCAGAAGCAGCGCAGGGCGGACUCAGUGCUGCAAGGGACUGAGUCGCUGCACCGUCUCUUGCAGGACACAACGUCCAGUCCCCCAGCAGCUCUGCAGAACAUUCUGGAAGUCGUGGAUGAGCUGACGGCAAUGAGUGCCAGUGAUGGUGAUGUGACAGUGGCCAGGACAGAGGCUGAGGCUGGGCGUCAGGUGGCACAGAGCUCCCUGCACAGAUCCACACAGGCUUUGCUUGCAGCUCAAGGUGUUGUAUCAGCGAGGCGAGACAUGGAAACACAGACAGCGACUGUGAGGAGCGAGCUACAACGUGUACAAACCACACUGGAGCACAUCGCACCACUGCUAGCGGUUUCUCAGAAGAGAGCCAGGCGUGAGGAGGAAUUGCUAGAGAUCAGACUGCAGGACGUUGCUGAGGUUGAGACGCUGGUGGCGGAGGUGGAGCGAGAGACUGAGUGCCACACCUCCCAGCGACUACAGCUGUCCCAGCUCCACACUCACCUGCUCAGCCUACACCAAGCACUGCAACAUAAUGUCCAGAGGAGGAGAAACAGAAGUGGAGCAAUGUCAGUGGCGGAGAGCUGUGUGGAGCAGGAGAGUCGGGUUACAGGCGCAGCCCUGGAGCGAGCUUCCCAAGCCCAGCGACGCAUAGAGCAGCUGGCCCGAGCCCAGACCCAACUCACCCACAACACGCUGCAGGAACUGAGAGAGGUCCUUCAAGUCUUUAGGAAACAAGAGGAAGCUCUGAGUUCGCUGGAGAAGAGAGUCACCAGAUUGCAGGAGCAGCAGGGCCACUUACUGGCCGGUUUCCAGCAGGCAGAACCACCGGCCUGUAACUGAGACGUUGAAACGCCGCCCGUCUGCAAUUCUCUCCGCUAUGGGACCGGGAAUAACAGUCGCAGGUCCCUGGGAGAUAGUUAAACGCGUGUUGCUGAUCAGCGACUGGAAUCUUUACCGUGUUGGUUCUUGAUUUCGUCCCAAGUGUCAGCGCACAUUGCAUUUAUACAGCCCAUCUCAUGUCGGAAGGACGUCUCAAGGCGCUGGACAGUGAAGGGUUUGCACCCGAGCUUUGGGGCUGGCUUUGUGUCUCAGGUGAACGUGUUAAGUUUAAGGGAGGAUAGAGGAGCAGGAGUGACCCGCUGGGGUUCAGGGGUCUGCAGAAACCUGGCUCCACCUCGGGGGUCCAGGCAUAGAGUCACUGAAUGUCCCCGCACAGAAACAGACCACUCAACCUAUCAGACUUCUGCUUGUAGUUGUCUCCCUCUGCAAGUC